Lottia gigantea (owl limpet) is the source of this 1800-nucleotide messenger RNA. RefSeq lists its product as hypothetical. Gene Ontology annotation, molecular function: DNA binding. Gene Ontology annotation, cellular component: alpha DNA polymerase:primase complex. Gene Ontology annotation, biological process: DNA replication initiation; DNA replication. NCBI's taxonomy places the organism in Eukaryota, Metazoa, Mollusca, Gastropoda, Lottiidae. The record is from RefSeq and is a predicted model, not a curated record. Bases 1 to 1800 code for a protein of 599 amino acids. The transcript has 18 exons.
AUGGCUGCAAUAUCAGAAGAAGAACUUUCUGAAGAAUUUGAUAUGUUUGGCAUCGAUUUGGGUGAAGAUGAGCUAGUUCUUAAAUUAAAGGAAUUGUGUGCAUUAUAUAGAUUGUCAGCAACUGAUAUUGCAAAUGAAUGGAUUGCUUUCUCCCAAACUAAGAAAGGAGUAGAAUUAAAUCAGGAGAGUUUGGACCAAUUUGAUAGAGAGAAACUGUCCAAAAAACAGAAUAAAACACCCAAAACACCAUUGACAAAGAAAUCUAAACCUGUUAUUUAUGAUAUUAAUACUAUUCAUAAAACGCUUGACAAUGUUAAUGAUGAAGAUGAAGCACAGAAGUUAUAUAAUUCUUAUGGUACACCAACAUCAAAGGGAUCAAUGUCAAAGAAAAGACAACAUACACCAGAUUCUGGUCCAGUCAAGAGAUUAACAGGAGUUGAUCGAGUUUCUUCAGUUCCAUUUUCACCUGCAAGUUUUUCUCCAGCCAGUGCAACACCAUCAAGAAAGUAUGCAUCAAGAACUAAUAGAGGAGAUGUAUUAAUGAGCUAUCCUAAUGAUAAUAUUAUAUGGAAACCACAUCAACAACAUUGUAAUAUUAGCUAUUAUGAUAAUACUACGACUCUAACCUCUCAGUUUAAAUAUAUGUUUCAAAAAUUAACAGAUAAAGCUCAUGUUUUAAAUGAUAUAAUAGAAGAUAUGGCAAGUCAGAUACAACAACAUAAUAAUAUAGAAGAACUAUCUCAUGUAGCUUUACCAACUCAGGAAGCAGUAACUAUUUGCGGAAGAGUAUGUUGUGAUAGUAUUGGUAAAUUAAAUAAGAAAUCAGUUGUAUUAGAAGGAUCAAGAGAUACGUCUGCUGGUAGAGUUAUUCCCCUUGAAUUAAAUUUUUUAUCAGAGUACUCAUUAUUUCCUGGACAGAUUGUAGCAGUUGAUGGUUUGAAUAGUUCAGGACAAAAGUUUAUCGCUCAAAAUCUACAUCAAAAUGUGUCAUUACCGUUUCCUGUUUCUAAAAUAGAAGGUGAUAUGAAUAUCAACAUAAUGCUGGCUGCUGGUCCCUUUACAACAUCAGAUACACUAACAUAUGAACCAUUAGCUGAUUUCUUACAGUUACUACAAAAAGAUAAACCUAAUGUAUUAGUCUUGAUGGGACCUUUGGUUGAUAGUAAAAAUACUGAAAUAGAGGUUAGAAAUACUGAUUUUUCAUUUAAAGAUAUAUUCAGGAAACAGAUGGAUGAUAUUGUUAAUGUAACAGAAAAGUUAAGCUGUGAAUUAAUUAUAUUACCAUCAUAUAGAGAUGUGCAUCAUGAUUAUGUUUAUCCUCAACCACCCUAUAUUUAUAACACAUCUAAAUCACAUGUCCAUCUAAUGAGUGAUCCAUGUACUAUUAAUAUUAAUAAUAUGAUAAUUGGUAUGACAUCAACAGAUAUAUUAUUUCAUCUUGGACAGGAAGAAAUUUCACAAAGUGUAGCUGGAUCUAAAGAUAGAUUAGGCAGAUUAGCUCAACACCUAUUAUUACAACAAAGUUAUUAUCCGUUAUAUCCACCUAAUGAAGAUAUUAAUAUAGAUUAUGAUCAUUAUGAAGAUUAUGGUAGAAUGCCUGUUACACCUCAUAUUUUAUUAUUACCCUCAGAUCUAAGAUAUUUUAUCAAGGAUAUCAAUGGAUGCUGUGUUGUAAACCCUGGUAGAUUGGCAAAAGGACAAGUUGGUGGAACGUUUAGUAAAUUGAUGGUAAAAACAACAGAAGUGCACACUAGUGGUUCCCUAUUACCAUCAAUAUCAGCUCAAAUACUUAAAAUAUAG